Messenger RNA from Gaeumannomyces tritici R3-111a-1, 3607 nucleotides. RefSeq lists its product as hypothetical. Gene Ontology annotation, molecular function: protein binding. The transcript is spliced from 3 exons. The record is from RefSeq and is a predicted model, not a curated record. The coding region runs from base 1 to 3582 and encodes 1193 amino acids. Lineage: Eukaryota; Fungi; Ascomycota; Sordariomycetes; Magnaporthales; Magnaporthaceae.
AUGUCUUCCCAAAAAGAAAGCAGCAGCAAGCAGGCGUGGAGAAACAACAGAACGAGGAUUCUCGCCUUGGCCGAAAGUCAUACCGUAAAAGACGUCGAAAAGAUCAUGUGGGAUGAGCACCGGUUCAAGGCAAACCAGAACCAGUACGAGUAUCACCUACGCAUCUGGGGUUUCCAGAAGAACGUCGACACCAAGCAGUGGAGAAAAAUUCUUGAGGUCUACGACGACCUCGUUGUCCAACAUGGGGAGGUCCGGGUUUUGGUCCGUGGAGAGGCAUUGUCCUCGACCGCACUGCAAAAGAGACGCCGCAUGUACGCCUCCCAACAACGCGGCUCCUCGACCAACGCUGCGGCUCCAGUGUCAAUCCCACAGAUCGUUUCUUUCCAAGCGCGCGGGUCCGAUGGACAAUGGACCUCCGUCGCCGAGAGUGGGCCUUCCCAAGAAGCCGGAGCUCAUGCCGGCCUUGCUCCUCAACCCGGGCCCAUACCGCCACGCACCUCCUUGGCCGUGUAUCGCCUGGCCGCGUCGGAUGACAACCUUGACCCGAGCCAGCAGCCAAGCGAGAUUCCGCUGUCCCAGGCACCCGGAGAAGACGCGGUCACAACAACCGACCAAUCCCACACCAUCUACGCCAACGACGGUUCGCUGGUGGAACUAGGCCAACUGUCACACACCCCACACGCCGGUCCCUCAACUUCCGCCAGCGCAGCCCUCGAACUAUUGGAAUCGCCGGGGACAUGCGCAUCCAGCCCUCGCACGCCGUGGCUGCGGCGCGAAAGGCGAAAUAUCAUCGUCAGGAGGGAACAUGAACGUCUGCGCUCCCCGUGCCCUCAGUCCGCGCACGAGUUUCUAGCCACCCUGCUUGAGGGCGUGUUUUCCUCGAUUGAGAACGGGCUGCGGAGAAGCCAAAUCUUCCAAACGUUCAACCUGGGGGGAGUCUCCCCCACCGGGCUCCACCGGGGCUGUCUAACAUUUGCCCCGGAUGCCCUCUUGCAGCCACUGCAGACCCUGCUACCAGAAACCAGACUCGGAUACAUUGAUGGAGACUACUCGCUCAACGUCCGCCUUUUCAGACGACUGGUGUUCGCUCUGGCGAACGCAGACAUAGGUCCCAAUAGUGCCGAUGAAGAGCAAAUCGUCCACGCCAUCGGGCGUUCGGCGGGCGGCGCCGCACUUUUCAGCCAGCUAUUGGCAAAUACCCGAGGAGGGUAUGGUCUGGCCAUUGCGGAAAGCCUGCUGAAGUCGGCCAUACGUGCCAAGAACGCCGAUGCGGUUCGAAUGAUCACUACGAUGAGCGCGGUCGACAUUACCAAAAUUCGCUUCGAAGGAGGAUACAAUGCAUUACAACUGGCUAUAUUCUCGUCAGAUCCCGCUCUUCUCAUCGCAGUCCUGUCGAGUGGAUAUGACUAUGAUGCCAUAUCAAGAACGCACAUACCCUACUGGGGCAAGUUUUCAAACUCUGAAGAGAUGGCUUCUGUUAUCAUGCGGCUCAUGCCCAAAUCAAGCUCCAUGUGGUCUCGGGAGAUGGCACAACUUUUCAGAAAUAAUCCACACCUGGCAUAUCGGGUCAUCAUGAGAAUGUCACCAGACAGAGCAGUGCAGUGGGUUCGUUCUGCUACUCCAGAUCGAUAUAAUGACCCUCCGUUAAAUCCAUUCUUUCUUGACCUUGGCGAGGCGCAAGUCGCGGACCUUGUAUCUCACCUUAUGCAAGGAUACAGCACCCAGACCACAAGAGGCCGGUAUCAGGACGUCAUCCCAGUCAGGUCAAUUUACAUUUCCGCAAAGCGAGGUCACACCAAAGUACUUCAACGGCUUCUUCCUUGGGCACCUCUCUGCCUCCUCCUGGGAGCCUCUAUCCGAUCUGGCGACAGAGGUCUGGCCGCUUCCAUCCUGUCACAGCAGUCUGAAAUGGAAGAUCUAUCGCCAGGCUCUAACGGCUGUGGGCCCUGGUGUGGUAACUGCUAUCACCCCCUCGCUGAGGCGAUACUAUCUCGAAACGAUGAGCUCAUUCGUCUCAUAGAAGAAGCACGGCCAUCGCGGACUCUUCGCAACCCGAAGCAUGUCCUAGAGGUUCUCCACGCGGCAGCGGCAGUUGGCCAUGAAAAAUACUUUCGGAAGCUCAUACACCGGGAGCCUCCUCCGUCGACGGAGGACCUUUAUCGUAUGCUGAUGAAGGCAAUCGAGGGUGGUCACGGAAACAUGAACAUAUGCCUCCGCCUUUUGGAGUUGGGUGCUGCUACCCACGGACUUACAGUCAUGGAUCGCGACAAGCCUGGAGCUUUGUCCGCAGCACUCCGAAGUCAAAAUCGACAAAUGGUGGAUGCAAUACUGGAGCAUGGUUGCCACAUCGGCCAGUUCACAAGUCUCCAGUCAGAUGCUGCCCUAUGGAAGAGCCUUAUCGAACGGGGAGACUUCGACCUCAUUAUUAAACUCAAGUCGGCAUUUCCACCUCUGAUGCUCGAUCCAAGUGUAUUCGCUGCCUCAGCGGGCCCCCUCCCAUUCUGGCAGGGGGGACCACCGGACAUGAGUGGCGAAGAAGUUGUGCAAUUCCUGGCAGACAAUGGCCUCGUGGACAAGCACUGGCUACGUAUUGCUUUGAAAACCGCAAUUAGGCACAAGAAAGAAAAGUUUGCGCACUUGGCGAUCGCGUUAGGAGCCGAUCCCGUCGACGACAGCGUGUUAGCAACCGCGACGCAUUGGUUCCCGCAAUUCUUGCCUGAGCUUCUUGAACAAGUUCCAAAGGCAGUGCUGGAGUAUCGAGCAAAGUUCCAAAAAUGGUGCGCCCAGCCGGCAAUCAACGAGGCCAUCUACCAAGGGCCGCCAGGCUUACCCGCGCUCAAGUGUUUAUUGGAUUCAGGAAUUGCAUCCAUCCACAACAAGCAAGACAUCUCCAAUUACUUUGGGCAUGCCAUCACAAAAUCCAAGGAAGCUGGCAAGGUUGACCUCACCACCGUACUGUUUUUCCUUGAUCUCGGCUGCAGCCCGGACUCGAGUGUUUACAUGACCCAUUCAUCAGAACCAAUUACAGCCCUAGCACUAGCAAUCAGGGAGCGGAACGUGGCCCUUGUUGAACUACUAGUUGAUAGGGGUGCCACUGUAAACACGGCGCUUAAUACUGUCAUCCUCUUCACACCGCUUCAAGAGGCCGCUGCAGCUGGCAGCCUCGACAUCGUCAAGCUGCUCCUGUCCAAGGGCGCCGACGUGAAUGCAGCACCAGCCAGCCGCGCCGGAGGAACUGCCCUUCAGAUGGCCGCCAUUUCCGGAAACUGCAGCGUCAUAUCCGAGCUUCUCGAAGCGGGCGCGGACAUCUACAUGCAGCCCUCGCGGUUCGAAGGAAGAUGGCCCCUCGAGGGUGCGGCAGAGCACGGGCGGAUCAGCGCCAUCGAGUUUCUAUGGAAAUGGCGCAGGGGCUGCUUCGAUCCUAGGUAUUGCGAGCGGGCUAUGGAGCUUGCCGAGCGAGAAGGACACAUGGGGUGUCGACAACUGAUUCAGGAGCUUCGGGGGGAGACGAUGCGGGAUGAGGCUGAGAACUGGAUGGCCCAAGAGAGUGCUGGGUUUGGUCCGGAGGAUUUUUCACCUUGAUGUUGUAAGAAGGGUUGUAUUGCAG